Molecule: messenger RNA, 2514 nt
Organism: Anastrepha obliqua
Lineage: Eukaryota; Metazoa; Arthropoda; Insecta; Diptera; Tephritidae
Product: acetyl-coenzyme A transporter 1
Exons: 3
Coding region: 332-1981 (549 amino acids)
Cellular component (GO): membrane
Molecular function (GO): acetyl-CoA transmembrane transporter activity
Source: RefSeq, a predicted model, not a curated record
UGUGCAUUUGUCUAAAAGCAAAAAUUAUAUUAUUGUUAUCGUUUCGCGUUUCGAAUUAGUUUGAUGUAUUAAAACUUAUAAAUUUAAGUGCAUACUUUCCAAUAAGAGUUUUAAGAAACUUUUUGAAAGAAAAAUUCCUCAGCUUAGGCUUCAUAGAAAGUGAUUUAAGCAAAAUCCGUAAAUUAAAGAAAACCUGCAAAUUCAAUCAAUUUUGACACGCAAUAAAAACCAACAACACGCAUCUAUACUUUGUAGAGUGAGCAGAAAUGUAAAUAGACUUAAAGUUACUGACGUGUCGCCGUGAUUUAUCUGACAAAAUUUAACUAAGAAUAUGACUGUGCGUCGUAGACAGGACACGAACGUGUCGCCAACAGAUGCCACUGACAAGCAUUGUCUGCUUGUCGAAACACCUCCGUCAGACUGUCCAUUAAACGUAAAUGCAAAUGAAGAAAUUCACGAGAAGACGGAUAUUCGGGGCGAUCGUGGGAACAUCGCAAUACUUUUCUUCCUAUAUGUCUUGCAAGGCAUACCAUUGGGACUGAUUGCGGCGGUUCCCAUGUUGCUACAGAACCGAGGAGCUAGUUAUAGGCAGCAAGCUGAGUUUUCCUUUGCCUAUUGGCCUUUUAGUAUGAAACUUUUAUGGGCGCCUAUUGUUGAUUCCAUCUAUGUGCGCAAAUUUGGAAGGCGAAAAUCAUGGCUCAUUCCAUCUCAAUAUCUUAUUGGUAUUUUUAUGCUCUUCUUGUCGUGGCAAGUGGAUCGGUGGUUAGGUGGCAACGGUGCAGAUCCCAAUGUGCCAUUGUUAACAACGCUAUUUUUCUUACUUAACUUCCUCGCGGCAACACAGGAUAUUGCAGUAGACGGCUGGGCGCUGACUAUGCUGAAACGAUGUAAUGUAGGCUAUGCGUCGACUUGCAACAGUGUUGGGCAAACAGCUGGUUACUUUCUUGGCUAUGUGGUAUUUAUUGCGUUAGAAUCAAAAGAUUUUUGUAACAAUUAUCUGCGCACGGAAUCGCUUGACAAAGGACUUGUGACUUUGCCAGAAUUUUUAUGGUUUUGGGGACUCUGCUUCAUGGUAGUUACCACUUUGGUAGCAAUCUUAAAAAAAGAAAAUGAUGUGCAAGAUGCACACACAACUGCACGGUACACUGAUGAACAUGAGCUUAAUUUACGUGAUAGUUACAAGAUACUUUUCGACAUGGUUCGCAUGCGGCCAAUACAAAUCUUGGCUGGUAUAUUAUUAACCGUUAAGGUUACUUUUGCCGCUACUGAUGCAGUUACAUCAUUAAAAUUAAUCGAUGCUGGCGUACCAAAGGAGAAAUUGGCCUUACUAGUAAUACCAAUGAUACCCUUACAAAUAGUGUUGCCGCUAAUCGUCAGUCGCUACACACAUGGACCGCGACCUAUGGAGGUCUUCUUAAAAGCUAUACCCUAUCGAAUUAUAUUUAGCACAAUAGCAGCAAUAAUCACGUAUUGCACGCCAUACAUGAUCACGGACAGUCAUGUACCCGUGUUUUAUUAUGUGAUCCUUAUCGUUAAUUAUGCUUUGUAUCAGGUGUGCCUGUACUGCAUGUUUGUAGCUGUAAUGGCAUUCUUUGCAAAAAUUUCUGAUCCAGCGGUUGGUGGUACAUACAUGACAUUCCUAAACACGCUUUCAAAUUUAGGUGGGAAUUGGCCAAACACUGUGGUUUUAUGGCUGGUAGACGUAUUAACUUGGCAAGAGUGUAUUCAUGUGGACCCAAUAGUGGCGGCGCAGAAUAGUUGCUCAUCGAAGGCACAAAAGACGGAAUGUGAGGUAGCAGGUGGCGAAUGCCAAAUUGUCUUUGAUGGCUACUAUAUCGAAUCGAUAAUAUGUAUAGUAUAUGGAAUUGUAUGGCUACUCUUUAUGCGGCGUUGGAUAAACUACUUGCAGAAUUUGCCAAUGCGAAGCUGGAUGGUUGUUAAUAAAAAUAAGAGCGAAAGCAAUGCGAAAAAGUCGAGAUAGCAAUUCAUUGUAUGACAUGAGGAGAAUGACGCUCAACGGCGUUUGCUAGAUGCUGAUGAGGUUGAAGCAGAGGAGUUGAAUUGAAAAAUAAAUUCGAACAUGAUGUCAAGAUUUCGCCAAUUUGCAGGUUCCUUUGGCUGAGUAUUGAAUUAGCGUAAUAAACAAUUUUACAUAUUUAAUUUUCAAAUUAUAAGAUCUUACGUGUGAAUGUAAUGUAAUUGAAUUACUAAUUCAUAUAAAUUGAGUAGUAGAGUAUUUGCUUUUCACCCAGUAGUGCAAACAUAUUUCGCUUGGCUUUUAAAUACUUGUUUGUACUUAAAGCAACAAUUAUAAAAUUAUAAAUUAAAGCAUGACAGCAUUUUGAAAUAUUUGUGAUAAAACUAUUUUUAGUUUUAAUAAAUGUACAAAGUUGCUAAUGACAAACAUUGUUAGAAAACUUGAACAUUUUCUUCUAUUUAAGAUCACUAAGCGCAUUUGAUGAAGUUUUGUAAAUAACUCGGAAAAUAAACCAAACUUCCGCAUUGCAGCCCGAA